AUGGCCGCCGAUCUCAAGUACUACGAGCUCUACCGUCGAAGCAGUCUGGGCGGUGCCCUCACGGACACGCUGGACAAUCUGAUCACCGAGCGCCGCAUCGAGCCCCAGCUGGCCAUGAAGAUCCUCACAAACUUUGACAAGGCGGUCGCCGACGUACUCGCAGAUAAGGUGAAGGCGAGGCUGACGUUUAAGGGCCACCUCGAUACCUACCGCUUCUGCGACGACGUUUGGACAUUCAUCAUCAAGGACAUCAACUUCAAGCUCGACAACACAAACCAGGUCCAUGCCGACCGGGUCAAGAUCGUCAGCUGUAACACGAAGCGUCCAGGCGAGGCCUAGAGCUGAGUCUCUGGCUUUGCUUGCACUUCAUGGUUGCUGAAUGUAAUCCUAGGCAAAUGGAAGGGUGGUGCCCAAGAUGUUGAAGAUGAACGUUGCGGGUCCAGGGUCUGGAAGUGGAAAUUUGAACUGAAGAGGAAGCAUGAGUAACGCGUCAAUUGGAGACACUCGGAGCGAUAUCACACGGACUGCAUUGGAUUGCUUGAAUUCUGGCGUUAUGGAACAAGACAGGAAUGGAUACCACGGACAUGGUCUGGAGUUGAGGUUAUGACACUCGCAUCACGCUUAACGUGAAGGCCUCCAGAGCUACAUACGCACUAUGUGAAAACAGAACAAAGAUCGCAAUACAAUGUUUUGCGCGAAAUACACAGUAGACUUUAAAUCACCUCCCUUGUGUAG
Molecule: messenger RNA, 735 nt
Organism: Macroventuria anomochaeta
Lineage: Eukaryota; Fungi; Ascomycota; Dothideomycetes; Pleosporales; Didymellaceae
Product: transcription initiation factor IIA, gamma subunit
Exons: 3
Coding region: 1-339 (112 amino acids)
Biological process (GO): transcription initiation at RNA polymerase II promoter; RNA polymerase II preinitiation complex assembly
Cellular component (GO): transcription factor TFIIA complex
Molecular function (GO): RNA polymerase II general transcription initiation factor activity; TBP-class protein binding
Source: RefSeq, a predicted model, not a curated record